Messenger RNA from Nerophis lumbriciformis (worm pipefish), 586 nucleotides. Its product is annotated as lectin-like. The record is from RefSeq and is a predicted model, not a curated record. NCBI's taxonomy places the organism in Eukaryota, Metazoa, Chordata, Actinopteri, Syngnathiformes, Syngnathidae.
CUUUGUUUCAUGUGACAAUUUUUUAACAUAACCGUAUUUUUCUAUCCUUGCACAGAUGCGGUUUCUCUUCCUCCUCUGUGGGAUCAGUGGACUGAUAGCUGGAACUUGGGCUUUGCCUGAAGAAAAGAAAAAAAAAGGUUGCUGUGCUCCGGGAUGGACUCAGGUGGAAGGCCACUGUUACAUCCUGCAAGAGAAUCGCAGGAGUUUUUCUGAUGCAGAGAAAUUCUGCAACGCUCUUGGUGGGAACCUGGCCUCAAUCACCGAUGCGGUUAAAAAUGCCGUCGUGACUCAACUGGUUCGGGAUGACGGUUUUCAGCCCGCCUGGAUUGGACUCACUGAUGCAGUCACGGAGCAAGUCUUUAUCUGGACCGACGGCAGCCCCCUUGAUUUCCAGAACUUUUUCUCACCUUUCUUUUUUGGUGACUGUGUGUACAUCAAUUCAUCUGGUCGAUGGUCCCCUGCAAGUUGCUUCUUCAGGUUCAACUUUGUUUGCGGCCAAGAAGCGUGCUGUGAUCACUAAUCAGCCCAUCACAUCUUCCAGAACACAACUUCUUAACUUUUUCAACACUGGGGCCCAACUUUGUGG